UCAUGCGCCGACUUCCUCGCACAGCCAUGACAUACGAACAGUCUCUCACAAACAUCACAUGCUUAGCCAGUGAGGCUCAACUGCAUCGCAUGAAAAGGGCUUGAUUUUUCCCCACACUACUAUCGUUGCACUCUCUCCUGCAUAACACCAGCCCAUGUGCGAGUGAGAGCACAAUAGGACUGCUCACGAAAAAAAUAUCACUGAAGAAACUCGUGAAUCAUUCCGGCGAGAGCAUGCAGCUAAACUCCGCCAUGGUAACAAACUCCUUCAGUGGAGAAGAUCUUGUCGGGCGGCAAAUUUUGGAUUUAGAUUGUACAGAAAGUCCUAGAGUUGACAAGUGCCGAAUGCACCAGGAGUCGCUGCUUAGAAUAAAAUAUACUCACAACGAUAAAGUGAUACGAUUGUGUGUUUUUGAAUGGCUAGUAACUCUAUUUGUUUGUUUCACCUUGGUGUUCUCAGCCUGUGAAGCUUGGCCCACUAAGCAGCGGACGUCUUUAUCAGAAGUUCAAAUUGUAGACUUUCUGGACAAAUUUGGCUACCUCCCACCAUCAGGUUUUCAGACGGAGAACUUACGAACAGACGAACAGCUUAAAGAUUCCAUCAAGCUAAUGCAGAGGUUUGGAGGAAUCAACGAAACAGGCGUAGUCGACCAAGCAACGAUCAAACUGAUGAAUAGAAAAAGGUGUGGCAUGCCUGACCUGAUUGGAUUGUCUGAUCGGGCGAAACGAUAUGCAAUACAAGGUCAGAAAUGGGAGAGUACAGACCUCACGUGGAGCAUCAAGGAUUGGCCAAGAGGUAUGGACCCACGGGAGGUUCAUGACCAACUAGCCAAAGCAUUGAAGGUAUGGAGUGACGUUUCGAAACUUACUUUCACCUACAUUAGGAGCGCGGAAGCUGAUAUAAUAGUCUCCUUUUUAUCGGGUUACCAUGGUGAUGGAUAUCCGUUUGACGGGCUGGGUCAUAUAUUAGCACAUGCAUUUUUCCCGGGAAAAGGAAUUCAAGGUGAUGUACAUUUUGAUGCAGAAGAAAAAUGGUCUGCAAAACAACUUGACCAAUACACUGGCGAUGAAGUAAACCUUUUCGGAGUAGCAGCCCAUGAAUUUGGCCAUUCUCUAGGUUUGUCUCACAGUUUGGAACAAGGAUCUCUUAUGUUCGCCUACUACCAGGAAAUAAAGGAACACUUCCAGUUGCCUUAUGAUGAUAUGAUUGGUAUUCAGCAGCUAUAUGGUUCUAAGAAUCCGAAAACUUGGGCUCCAAUGCCACCACUGACACAGCCUCCUAAAGUCCGUCCACCCAAACCUACAACAACAAAGAAACCAGUUUGGAGACCAAUAACCCAACGGCCUAUUCAUCCUCGUCCUUCCACUCCUUUACCAGAGGAACCCAAGCCAACACCUCCUCCUCAACCCAAGAAACCUGAUGCUUGUGAUAUGCAUAUAGAUGCUAUUUCAAUUAUUCGCAACGAAAUAUUCUUGUUUAAAGAUAAAUACUUUUGGCGUCUGGAUGAAAAAGGUUCCAUUCGGUGGGCUAGUCAUUAUCCGACAGAAAUUGAUAAGUUUUGGUACGGUGGCUUGAAGAAAGUUGAUGCAGUAUAUGAGAGGACUAAUGAUGGAAAAAUCGUGUUCUUUAGUGGGAAUCAGUACUGGCUAUUUAAUGGAAACAAACCAGAGGUAGGAUAUCCUCGACCAUUAUCAGAUCUUGGUCUCCCAACAAGUUUGAAGAAGAUUGAUGGAGCGAUGGUGUGGGGGCAUAAUGGAAAGACAUACCUGUUCAGUGGGGAACAAUAUUGGCGUUAUAGUGAAACUGAAGGAGUAGUAGAACUGGAUUACCCCAGAGAUAUUAAAACAUGGAGGGGUGUUCCCUAUAAUAUUGAUGCAACCUUUCAAUAUAGUGAUGGUAAAACUUACUUUUUUAAAAGUAAGUUCUUUUGGACUUUUAAUGAUCAAAGGAUGAAUGUUGCUGAUCCACAUCAGCAACAUAUCUCUGAAGUUUGGUUUGGUUGUCCUAGAACUAAUCAACAGUUGCCUCUUGAUGGAAAUUCAGUUGUUCCUGUGCUUUUGAAAGCCAAUAAUUUGGUUUGGUGGUUGGUUACUGUUACAUUGUUUUUACAGUUUUUAUUGUGUUAAGGAAUCAAGAACAAAAGGUACUUGAUGCUUGAGUAUUUAUGCAAUCUAUGUUUCUUACUGAUAGUUAUAUUUGAAGCAUCUGACACUGUGAUUAUGUCUUCAUUAUAUGUGACUAAAGAAGAUGAGGAGGAAGAAGAUAAAGAUCUUAUUCAACAGUAAGAAAAACACGUUAAUAGUGAUGAAGUUACAUCCCAUAAAAGUGUGACUUUGAGCAUGAAAAUGGAAACGAAUUGACCUAUACUCCUCAUAAACUACCUACAAAACUCAAAUUAUUAUAUUCAAUACAGAUUAUUCUUUGUUUAUUUUUAAAGUUAUAAGUUAUUGCACCAGCUGAAGUUCUGUCUUGGCUUGCAUUAAUUAUAAAUAUGGUUCCUUUUAACUGUAAUCACCAUUGUAGCCACUAUAGUUGUGACUCUUACCAGUAAUAUAGUCAUUUAAGGAAUACCAACUCCUUAAUCUACAUACUACAUUGAUUGCAAAGAUAUUUAUAUGGAAAGACAGGUAUGCUAAUGUGAAUAACAGAAUAUUGACCAAAUUUAUUAAUAGUAAAUUAUUUAAUGAAUUAAAGUUGAUAAUAUCAGUUAGAAUCGUUGAAAUCAUAAUCAAAUAGCAUCAUGAUAUUAAAUUUUGUAGAGGGAAAGGAUAUGUAUGUUUUAAACAUUUAGUUUUGUGAUAGAAGAAAUAAAUCAACCAAAGUGUUUAUAAAGCUACAAGCACAAGCCAACUAAAAAGAUUGAGAAAUUAACAAUUGAAGAAAUUUCUAGUGAUCUUCAUUUUCUAGCACCUGCUGCUUACCUGUGUAAUGGUCAGUGACCCAAAAUAAAUGCAUUAGAGUAUAAGGAAGUACUUCUUUCCUCAGAUCAACAAUACUUUUGUCAGGCUUGUAUCCAUCCCUUUAAAGAUGCACCAUUGGUGCUAGAAUAAUUAUAUAUUGCUUAAAAAAAGGGUAGAUAAAAAGUUGUGGUUUAUGUACUACUAAUGUAUCUGCCAAAGACCAGCAAUGUUAGUUACAAUUAUAACCACUUGCAGUUUCUUCAGAAGACUUAAUCAUAAUUCAGAGUCACAAUUUAACUGGAAAAAGCCGACUUUGUGGUUAGAAUUAUAAACAAGGCCUAUGUGAGUUUUUAUUUUAAAGAGAAAAAACUCAAGUUAAUUUGUAUUCCAUCUUAAGAAUAUUAAAAACACUAUAUUUUUAAUGUAUUUUAAGAUCUAUGACAGCUGAGAGAAGAAGGUAUGCCAUAUAUAAUGGAUAAAUGGUGUUUGUUAUUUUGGUGCUAAUUUUUAAGGGGUUUUUUUGCACUGUAAAUAGUUUUAAGUUUUACCAGAAUGUUACAAGCUUUUAACAUUUUGGUAAAUGAAAUCAUAUCUUAGUAAAUAAAUUUUCUCAUGCAAGUUUACACUUAUAAUACACCUGUAAAUUAUGUUUUUAGUCUAAAAAAUCUAGAACUUAUGGGUUUUCUUUGGAUGAUUUCAUUAAUAUCAUUUUGUAGUGUUUCAGUUAAUUCAAAAGUCAACAGUGAAAUAUAUGUGAAACUAAUAAGCAAGGUACUUGAUGUACUCAAAAUAUGAGGCUUGUAACAAUACUUCUUGUUUAUCUUAUGUUUACUGUUUUGUUGUUUAUUUUAAACAUGCAUGGUUUUAAACACUACUUGGUUUGAUACUUAAUCUUUCUUGAGUUACAGUAUGAGGAAUCUUCAAUCAGUAUAUCCAGAAGUCCAAAAUUUAUAAUUAUUUAAGUCUUCCCUAAGAUGUUAAGGUUGAGAUAUUUUCAACUAAUCUGUUCUUAUUAGGUAAAGAAAAUUUAAAGUUUUGAUAUGGUAAAGGGCCAGGGUCAACUUAGUGGUUUGGGUGCUUGGACUGUGGGUCUAAAGGUUUAUGUUGGUGGCCUGUUGCUACGAAAACACACUCCUCACUUUAGGGCUGUAGGCACUACAGAUUAGUUGCCUCCCCUCUAGUCUUUCAGUUUAAAAUUUGGAAUGACUAUGUGCAGAUAGCCUUUUUGCAGCUUCGCACAAACAAUCUGAAACAAAUUAUAUAGUAAGUAUAUUUUAAAAACCUUGUUGGUUACUAACGAGUACCUUAUUUUACGAUAUCAUUAUUAAUAUUAUAUGUCAGUCACUUUUGAACUGAGCAUUUGCCCUAAUUUUUCCAAAUAUAUUUUUAGAAUCAUUCAAAAAUUUUCACCUGAAUAGCAUUAUAUUACCCCUAAAAUAUUAUUUUUUCCUGGAAAUUUUGAUAAAAGGAAAAUAUUUAAUAACAAAAAACUGUUUGUGAUGUAUUAAUCAAAAAUAUCACUUUGUAAGAUAACACUGUGAAACACAAAAAAGCAAUUGUUAAUUCCAAAACAUGACUCAAAAUCUAUAGUCCUUUGAAAAGUGGUUUCUUUAGAACAGUUCAGCAUGUAAAGCACUUUCAAAGACUGAACUCUAUAAAAUGACACAAAAGUUAUAGCACUUUCAAAGAAAUAGCCCAAAACUUUGAAAGAAUCCAUAAGCUCAAACAUUUUUUGAAAACUUUAGUGCUUUCAAAGAACUGUCCACUCCUAAAAUGGCUCAAGUUUUUUGGGUGUUUUCUGGAUAUAAUAAAAACUAUACCAGUAGUGAUACAUGUGAGUAAAAAGGAAUACUAUAUGUACAUGUAUAAAAAAAAAUGUUUAGGAACACUAACAACUAUUAUUAGGAAACUGGUAAACUCAUACCACAUAGUGUAAUUACUUAAGAGUAUUAUCUAAUUCAUUCUUAAUCACUUAUUUUGCUCAAGCCAAGUUAAACUGCUGUUAUUUUAUGUGAAGAAUUUUUAAUGUCUAUUGAUCUAAAGCCUAGAAAAACCUCUCAUUUAUUUUUUUAUCAAGCUGAUUUGAUGUAUGUGGUAUUACAAUGAAAACUUUUUCUUUUUCAUGAAGUAUUACCUUUUUCAUACAACAGCACUUGAUAUCUAGGUACUGCAUAAAAAUUCAACUUCUAUUAAAUUAUUUAUAAAGUUAUAGUCAUCAUAUUUAUAUAAGUCAAUUUUUUUUCAAUAAAACUUAGUCUAUCCAUAAAAGAAUUUGUCACAUUAUGUGGAUUGUCAUGCAUGUAAUUUUUUUUUUCAUUUCUACAUGCUUUCAUUUUCCUUAAGCUGUGUUCCGGCAUGGCAGGUAAAGAUCUGAUUAUGUAUACUUUAAUUGUAAAUGGACUUCCACUACUGUAUUUGCUUAAUUAACUUUUGCAAACCUCUAUUAUAAAGAAAAUAUAUAUAAAAACUAAUAUAGAUGAUUGACCUGUAUUAUGUACACAUUGUUUAAAUUUUCAAUCCCAUUUUAUGAGUUUAAAAUAUACAUCAACAAUUUCGAAUUCUUCCACUUUUUUCUAUAUUUUCUAUAUUGUUAAAAAUGUUAACCGAGACUGUAGUAUUUGUUUUUGUAAAAAUAUUACCCAUCUCUUAUUAUGAUACUGGUUUGUCAUUAAUAUCAUAAAUAUUAAACUUUGUUCAUGCAAUAACAUUACUGAUUUCACAUUACAUAACCUGCAAAUAGAGAAAAAGAAAAAGCUUAUUCCUUUUAAUCUUUUAAACGACAAAGAACUUACAAAACUUUUAUUUAACUGUAUGUACUACGAAAUGCAAUGCAAAAAAGUAAAAAUUAUUAUCUUCUGUUAUUUUUUUCACAAGCAGUAAGCAGCAGUUUUACUAGAUGUCUCUAAUAGCUAACAGUAUUAGACUCAACUUUUUUUAAAUAAGUUCUCAAAGACCUUUGUAGGAAGCCAUGUUUCCACUUCUGUUGUUCUAUGUAUAUCAGUAACACAAAAGUGGGAAACAUGUCAUGAUAUAUUUCUAAAAUUACAAUGGUAAUAUUAUCUUCCAAAAACAUUAUCUUCCUAUCUUGAAUACUUUUAUUGUUGUGAUACUGGCACAAACACUGUACAUAUAUGAUUUUCUUUUCAACAAAGCAAAUUGAAAUAAUAUUUUAAUGAAAUACUUCAAGUAACUAGGAAUGUUUGUUUUGUUUUAGUUGUUAACUUGAAAACAAUUGAAAAUUUUAGAAUUAAUCAGUCUAUAAGAAUUUAAAGUGUGUGUGUUGAUGUAUGACUUGUGGUAACAGUAAUACCUUGUUUAAAUGAUGUUUAGUGUUUUUAAUAUUUCUAUUUUAUUGUACAUGUAUCAGAAGAAAUUUAAACUUACAGAAUUAUAAAUGGUGAGAUAUUUUAGCAUUUUUUCAUCACUGCCUAAGUAUGUUAAAUAUUUGACUACAUCUGCUCUUGAACAACAGGGUAUCUAGGAGGCUUAUAUGAUGCAAUGUUUUAUACACAGACGAUAUUCAUAUUUUUGAAAAUAUGGAUGUUUAUGUUGUGGAAUCUAGCUUAACGUUUCAGUAAGAAGAUUAUGUUGUAAGAUAUGUUUUUGUAUUACCAUACUUAAUAGUAUUUUUACAUAAGGAUAGUUUAACAUAAAAUUUGUCUGGGCUGUAUAUCUUAUAUCGAGUUGCAUGGUGAUAGCUAGUUAAAUUUAUAUAUGGUAUGUAGCUUGCAUUUUAGCAGUUUGCUAUUACUGGGUCAGCUUUAGUCUUAUGUGACUCUGAUAGUUACAGCCAUUAAAAAAAAUGAUGAAACAGGAUACUCAAAUAGUUCAAUAUACUUUAUACUGGUAAAGUUUAAGGUGUAAAGUCCUUUAUUAUUAAUACUGGUAAUUUCAAAUAUGGAUUAUUUCAUAAUUUACAAGAAAAACUAAAACAGUACUUCUACUUAUGUUGCAUUCCAUGAAAACUACAAACAUUUGCUUUAUUAUACACCAUGCUUAAAACCUAUGCAUACAUCAUACUAAUUAUAAUCACUUAAUCCUCGUGGCCAACUAGUUCUAAGUGUAAGAUCUAUUCCUGACUAAUUGUUUCUUUAUGUGCAAAAAUAUGUAUAUUUAAAGAUUCCUGAAGUAAAAAUACUUUAUUACAUCUACACACAUAUAAACCUCAAAGACAUAAUGUAUUUUUCCUGUUUUAUCAUAUUAAUGCUUAGAAUGUUUUGAUUCCUUUGUAAAUUUCAAAUAUGGUAUGAAUCAAUAAAUUCUGAA
This is a messenger RNA of Limulus polyphemus (Atlantic horseshoe crab), 7166 nucleotides long. Its product is annotated as matrix metalloproteinase-2-like. Gene Ontology annotation, cellular component: extracellular matrix. The record is from RefSeq and is a predicted model, not a curated record. NCBI's taxonomy places the organism in Eukaryota, Metazoa, Arthropoda, Merostomata, Xiphosura, Limulidae. The transcript has 8 exons. The coding region runs from base 234 to 2126 and encodes 630 amino acids. Gene Ontology annotation, biological process: collagen catabolic process; extracellular matrix organization; proteolysis. Gene Ontology annotation, molecular function: metalloendopeptidase activity; zinc ion binding.